AUGUUGGUUACCGAAGUGCGAUUACCCAUUUGGUGGGAAUUACCUUGCUAUGUGACCUGCAGUCUAGCUAUCAUUAUAUCGUUAUACGGAAUCCUUAGACAAUGGGUCAAUUAUAGACGUCCCUUUGAACAGCGCUUAGUUGUAAGAAUUUUAUUACUAGUACCAUUAUUUAGUAUAGGUUGUGGGGUUGCCAUAAAAUGGCCAAAUGUUUCUCAAGUCUAUUUAGAUCCAUUACGUGAAUUCUACGAAGCAUUUGUCAUUUAUACUUUUUUCUCUUUACUUACAUUAUUAUUAGGUGGAGAAAGACAUAUUAUUACGUCAUUGACCAUUGAUCAUUCACCCACUAAACAUGCUUUACAUUGGUUAGGUACAUUAGACCUUUCAGAUCCUGGUGAUUUUUUAUCAUUAAAACGUGGUAUAUUACAAUAUGUUUGGUUUAAACCAUUUUAUUGUUUCAUGUUAUUAGUAUGCGAAACUAAAAAAUGGGAUACAGUUCAAUUUUGGCUUCUGAUAUUAUAUAAUAUCUCUGUAUCAUGGUCACUUUAUAACUUGGCAAUGUUUUGGAAAUGCCUUCAUAAAGAACUUUCACCAUUCGAUCCUUGGUCUAAAUUCUUAUGUGUGAAAUUAAUUAUUUUUGCUUCUUAUUGGCAAGGUCUUAUUAUCCAUACUUUAGGUAUUCUUGGAUUAUUUGGUACAGAACCUCAUCUUAAAGGCUAUUUAUAUGAAAAUGGAAUACUUUGUAUUGAAAUGCUAGCAUUUGCCAUAUUACACCAACAAGCUUUUCCUUGGACACCAUAUUCACGUAUGGGGAUCCCUAGCGGCGCAAGAAUGAAAUUAUUAUAUGCCAUAAAGGAUUGUUUUGGUGGUGGUGAUCUUCUUUGGGAUUUUAAACAGACGUUAUUAAUUGGUCAUACAUAUUAUAAUUACAGAAAUUUCGAUACUUCUUCACAGAUUCUAUUAAAUAAAAAGAAAAAUAUACGGAAUACUAUGAAUAAACUUGGUGAAGGUUAUAGGUAUAGUUCUCAAAAUGAAAAUAGUUACUGGGUCAGUUACGGAAGUAUACCUAGAAAUCAACUCGACGUUGCCUCUUCGGUUGUAACAUCCAAAAAUAGUGAUGAAGAAUGGGAUACCACUCUAUGUGAAGUACCAAGGCAAACAUUACACGAGGACCCUAAUUACCCAGUCAUAUGGGACCCCGAAGGUUAUCGAUACACUACAAAUAUCACAAAACUGAAACGAGAUAUAGAAAGCCGUGGAACUUCUAUAUAA
Messenger RNA from Maudiozyma saulgeensis, 1269 nucleotides. NCBI's taxonomy places the organism in Eukaryota, Fungi, Ascomycota, Saccharomycetes, Saccharomycetales, Saccharomycetaceae. The record is from the annotation of a GenBank genome assembly.